ACCCGCACCGGCCAUACCCUUGCGCGGGAGGCGAUGGUUUGUAGAUAUGGCUGAAGAGAAGAGUGCUGUAUGCAGAUUUGGAUAGUGUAGAAUCUUGCCAAGCACGGCCACCACCACAGCUCUACUACUCAGUACUCAUCCCUCACGAAUAUGAACGAUCUAAAUCCUCAUGACCGUCGGAGGUCGUACUGAAGCACAUCUCUACGGCCCUGGAGAUUGCAGUACACAUGUAAGGAGCCGUUGGUUGUUUGGCAGUACGACAUCCAUAUCACCAAGACAUGUCGAGCCUUUCCACCUUCGUGUAUGCUUGCAACGGCGGCGUUUCGCCAGUAACGCUCGGUUGAACCCACUUGCCGAAGCGCCUGCGGCACGCUAUUUUAACUUGUAUCCUUCCCAUCACAUCGUAUUCCCCUUCAAUGAGCCGAGAUUAGAGCUCGCUGCGGCUUGGUCUAGGAAUCGGCGCGCCGGUGGACUCGAGAAGCACGAGGGCGUGGAGGGCUCGAUCAGGUCGUUCCAUUCAGUCAGUGGAAGGGACAACGGCGGAUAUCGGCACUUAGGGGCGGCGUAAUUGUAUGGCUCUACAUCACAAAGUAGGUAUCGCUGUGCGCUGGACUGCAUCUCGAGGUAUAUGGGGUCGCUGUGUCGAGGCCGCGUUGGCGGACUAAA
This is a messenger RNA of Lindgomyces ingoldianus, 666 nucleotides long. RefSeq lists its product as uncharacterized. The record is from RefSeq and is a predicted model, not a curated record. Lineage: Eukaryota; Fungi; Ascomycota; Dothideomycetes; Pleosporales; Lindgomycetaceae. Bases 170 to 568 code for a protein of 132 amino acids. The transcript has a single exon.